UAGUGCAACAAUUUCAGUUGGCAGAAGUAAACCUGGCUAUACCUAUCCUUAAACCGAAAAUUUGGGCCCUGUGGACCAGUCCAUUCCCUUUAUGCCCUACCCAAUCACUAAUUGCAAAAAAUGUAUAAAGCUAACAACAAAAACACCAAUCAAACCCUCGCAAAAAUAAAAUUUCCCUCUUUUCCACAUCCUUCGCAGCUUUUGGAGCCUUGAAGCCCCCGUUGGUUCCAUUCCCCAUUCCAUGAUAAAAACCCAUCUUUCCUCACUUUCAAAGUUCAGUUUUCAUUUUACCUUUUUGUUUUCUUACAGGAAUAGAAUCAAACAGAUAGAAAUAAUAUUCUUUUUUUAUUUUGUUCCAAGCUAUUACUGGUUAUGCUCAUUAACUUCGCUUCAUGUCCAGUACCCACUUUUCAUUAAGGUAUGGUAAUUGGGAGUAACCAUAUUCAAAACCAUAACCACCAAGGAGAUGGGGAGAAAAACCCAACUAAGGGAGGAGCUUCUAGGUCGUGGGGCACGACCGUUUCAGGUCAAUCCGUUUCGACUAGUGGUAGUGUCGGCUCUCCCUCGAGCCGGAGUGAGCAAGCUAUGGCUACACCAGCUAGUGAGAACACUUUUUUAAGAUUGAACCAUCUCGAUAUUCACGGAGAUGAUUCUGGAUCUCAAAGUGCUGGCAAAAAGAAGAAGAGAGGUCAACGUGCGGUUGGAAGUGAUAAGGGUGGCAGAGGACUCCGCCAAUUUAGCAUGAAAGUUUGUGAAAAAGUGGAAAGCAAGGGAAGAACCACAUACAAUGAGGUAGCAGAUGAACUUGUAGCUGAAUUUGCUGAUCCCGGCAGUAGUGUAGCAUCACCAGAUCAGCAACAGUAUGAUGAGAAAAACAUCCGGCGAAGGGUAUAUGAUGCCCUGAAUGUACUCAUGGCAAUGGAUAUUAUAUCUAAGGAUAAAAAAGAAAUACAAUGGAAGGGACUUCCUCGUACUAGCCUGAGUGAUAUCGAAGAAUUGAAGACUGAGCGGCUUGGACUGAGAAAUAGGAUUGAAAAAAAGGCUGCCUAUCUGCAUGAAUUGGAGGAACAGUUUGUAGGUCUUCAGAAUUUGAUACAACGAAAUGAGCAAUUAUACAGCUCAGGAAAUGCUCCCAGUGGAGGUGUGGCUUUACCUUUUAUCCUGGUGCAGACACGUCCUCAUGCAACUGUUGAGGUAGAAAUAUCGGAAGAUAUGCAGCUCGUGCAUUUUGAUUUUAAUAGCACUCCCUUUGAGCUCCACGAUGACAAUUAUGUUUUGAAGGCAAUGAAAUUCUGUGAAAGACCACAGAGUGAUGAAAUGGCUCACAAUUUUUCUACGGAUGGUGAAGGUUCUAGCAUGUCCGCAAUGUACCAACAACAGAUCUUUCCUCCCCAAAAGACAAGCAUGCUGGAUAAGCCUCCUAUGUCGCCGCCUCUUCCAGGAAUAUUAAAAGCACGUGUCAAGCAUGAACACUGAUAGUUGAGUUUCAAGCCGAGCACCAUGGGAAAUCAAUCUAUUUGUACAUUGUGUAAAGUAAUUUGGCCAGAAGCAACCGCUGUAAGAUCAUCUUUACCUCAUAAUAUUUCACCCCACAUUAAGCCUGAUUAGUCUGUUUUGCUUGAAGGCUUUUCAAGGGGUAUUGGUUCUGGCAAGUCCCCAGCUUUUACAUCCUCAUAAUAUGCUCAUGUAAUUUUUUACCCUAUUUUCCCAUGUUCUUUUGCCCCCACUAUAUAGAAAUUAGCUUAUGGGUAUUAGAUUGUAGAGAUUGUUCAUUCCAUUAGAGAAUCAUAGAAUGUGCUAGUUUUAAAAAACUGCGUUUUGCCCUAUUAGUUUUUCACUUUUUUUUGAAAUUAUUUAAUCAGUUUUACUUUAAACAAAAUUCUUUUUUUUUUUUUUGUGAAUAAUUUCUGUAAAAA
Molecule: messenger RNA, 1916 nt
Organism: Durio zibethinus
Lineage: Eukaryota; Viridiplantae; Streptophyta; Magnoliopsida; Malvales; Malvaceae
Product: transcription factor-like protein DPB
Biological process (GO): regulation of transcription by RNA polymerase II; regulation of cell cycle
Cellular component (GO): transcription regulator complex; nucleus
Molecular function (GO): DNA-binding transcription factor activity, RNA polymerase II-specific; RNA polymerase II transcription regulatory region sequence-specific DNA binding
Source: RefSeq, a predicted model, not a curated record